This is a messenger RNA of Blepharisma stoltei, 1680 nucleotides long. Lineage: Eukaryota; Ciliophora; Heterotrichea; Heterotrichida; Blepharismidae. The record is from the annotation of a GenBank genome assembly.
AUGGCAUUGACAGUGAUUGGAGGAGCAAACUUCUUACUCCCCCCCCCCCUCCGUGAGCGAACAAAAAAAUUUUGUUCGCUCACGGAGGGGGGUUAAUUUUUUUUUUUAAAAAAAUUUAUAUAUAAAUUUUAUAAAAAAUAUUUUUUUCGAAAUUUAAAAAAAUCCUAAUUUGCAAAAAUUGGGAAGCAAAUAUUAAUUUAAUUUGCAAAAUUUAUGUUUUAAAAACGCAAUUUGUUUAAAAUUAAACAGAAUUAGCUCUAGAUUUCAUUAUACUAAUUAUCACUUAUAUAUCAAAAUUUUUUCCAUUAAAAAUUUUUUCUAUUAAAAAAAUUUUUGUUCACUCACGGAGGGUGGGUUUUUGGUCAAAAAAUGGCGAUUUUUCUAAUGGUUUUGUUCGCUCACGGAGGGGGGGGGGGAGUUAGGAAGAUAUCUUAUCCGAGCCUUAGCAGGAGAAUAUUCUGAAAUACGUCUUGCUGAUAUGUACCCUUACCGCAAAUCAGUUUAUGCUCUGCAAGAAGAAAUUGGUGACAAGAUAACAAAACAUCCACUUCAUUAUUCAUUAAAUCUCCGUCAGUGCAUUGAAGGCUCUAAAGAUGUAAUUGUGGUCACUCAUGACUAUUUUAAAUUAGCUUUUGGGAAAAACUUUUAUCUUGAAAAAGCUGCAGGUUAUGCAAAAAAUGCAGGAAUCAAAAAAUUCAUAUGGGUUGGGCCUCAUGAACUUGACCAAUUAAAUGAUCUUGAUGGCAAUCCAGAAGCUUUGAUUCAAGAAACUAUUAAUAAGGUUAGACUGCUGAUACCUGAAUUUUCUAUUUUGAGAACCAAUUUAAUAUUUGGAGAGAACUGCACAUCCUUAGUGAUUCAUAAAGCGCUUGAAUCACUAGCUAACUCACAGACAAUUGUGACAGCAAAAGAAGGAUCCAGCAAAUUCCAGCCAGUUCAUGAAGCUGAUGUGCUGAAAGCAUUUAAAGAACUUAAAGCAGGAGAAGCUGCAGAAUUGGCAGGACCUGAAGUAAUGACCUGGAAAGAAAUUGUUGAAACACUAACUCCCCCCCCCCCUCCGUGAGCGAACAAAACCAUUAGAAAAAUCGCCAUUUUUUGACCAAAAAAACCCACCCUCCGUGAGUGAACAAAAAUUUUUUUUAAUAGAAAAAAUUUUAAUGGAAAAAAAUUUUGAUAUAUAAGUGAUAAUUAGUAUAAUGAAAUCUAGAGCUAAUUCUGUUUAAUUUUAAACAAAUUGCGUUUUAAAACAUAAAUUUUGCAAAUUAAAUUAAUAUUUGCUUCCCAAUUUUUGCAAAUUAGGGAUUUUUUUAAAUUUCGAAAAAAAAUUUUUUAUAAAAAUUUAUAUAUAAAUUUUUUUUUAAAAAAAAAUUAAACCCCCCUCCGUGAGCGAACAAAAUUUUUUUGUUCGCUCACGGAGGGGGGGGAGUAAGUAAAUAUGCAAAUGUAAAUGAGCCAUCACAUGAAGGGUUUGGGCAUAGAAUGUCAAGCUAUUUAGGGUCUUGCAGCAAAUUUGGGGACUUAAUUUACCCUAGUCAUUAUGUUCAACUUUACAAACUUUUGUCUGGAGAUUUAUUGCCGACUCCGACUAAGACUGGAACAACGAAGUUAUCAGAUGUGUAUGGUCCUUCAAAAUUCAAAGGAAUUCCUACUUUAGAUUGGCAUAGAGUUAUAUUGGAUUAG